AUGGCAGACAAGAUCUUCACUUUCUUCCUAAUCUUGUCUUCAAUCUCUCUGUUUUCCUCUCCUCUCCUCUGUUCUUCAUCAAUUUCAUCUCUUAAUCUCUCACUAAUCAGACAAGCACAAGUCCUUGUCACUCUAAAGCAAAGCUUUGAUUCCUAUGAUCCUUCUCUUGACUCAUGGAACAUUCCAAAUUUCAAUUCCCUCUGUUCUUGGACUGGCGUUUCUUGUGACAGCUUAAACCAGUCCAUUACCCGUCUCGACAUCUCUAACCUCAACAUCUCCGGCACUCUCUCACCGGUAAUCUCCCGUCUUUCGUCGUCUCUAGUGUUCCUCUCCGUUGCUUCAAACACUUUCUCCGGCGAGAUCCCUAAAGAGAUCUAUAAGCUCACCAAUCUCGAAGUCUUGAACAUCUCAAGUAACGCCUUCGAAGGAGAGCUUGAGCCACAAGGGUUCAGUCAAAUGACUCAGCUCGUGCAUCUCGACGCUUACGACAACAGCUUCAACGGAUCACUCCCUCUCUCUCUAACCGAACUCACUCGUCUCGAGUACUUAGAUCUCGGUGGAAACUUCUUCGUCGGUGAGAUCCCUAGAAGCUACGGAGGUUUCUUGACUCUCAAGUAUCUUUCCUUAUCUGGAAAUGAUCUCCAUGGGAGGAUCCCUAACGAGCUAGCGAACAUCACAACUCUACAACAGCUCUACUUAGGUUACUUCAACGAUUUCCACGGCGGGAUACCUCCGGAUUUCGGGAGAUUGAUCAAUCUUGUUCAUCUGGAUUUAGCUAACUGCAGCUUGAAAGGAUCGAUCCCUCCAGAGUUAGGGAAUCUCAAGAACUUGGAGGUUUUGUUUCUUCAGACCAAUGAGCUUACAGGCUCUGUUCCAAGAGAGCUAGGGAACAUGACAAGCCUCAAGACUCUAGACCUCUCCAACAACUUUCUACAAGGACAGAUUCCUCUGGAGCUAUCUGGACUUCAAAAGCUUCAACUGUUCAACCUCUUCUUCAACAGGUUACACGGCGAGAUCCCUGAGUUCGUGUCUCAGCUUCCUGAUCUUCAAAUCCUCAAGCUUUGGCACAACAACUUCACCGGCAAGAUUCCUGCAAAGCUAGGUUCAAACGGGAAGUUGAUAGAGAUCGAUUUGUCUACCAAUAAGCUCACAGGUUUGAUCCCUGACUCGCUCUGUUUCGGAAGAAGGCUAAAGAUUCUCAUUCUCUUCAACAACUUCUUGUUCGGUCCUCUCCCUGAAGAUCUUGGCCAAUGCGAGCCGCUCUGGAGAUUCCGUCUUGGUCAGAACUUCCUGACAGGGAAAUUGCCGAAUGGUUUGGUUUAUCUGCCGAAUCUUGCGCUUCUCGAGCUUCAGAACAACUUCUUGACCGGAGAAAUCCCGGAAGAAGAGGCGGGAAAUGAGCGGUUAUCAAGCCUCACGCAGAUCAAUCUCUCCAAUAACCGGUUAUCCGGACCGGUUCCUGGUUCAAUCGGAAACCUAAGAAGUCUUCAGAUUCUGUUUCUUGGUGCAAACCGAUUCACUGGACAAAUCCCCGGUGAGAUCGGAAGUUUGAAGAGUCUUCUCAAGAUUGACAUGAGCAGAAACAACUUCUCAGGCAAGUUUCCUCCUGAGUUUGGUGAUUGUCAGUCACUCACAUACUUAGAUUUGAGUCAUAACCAAAUCUCCGGGCAGAUUCCACCUCAGAUUUCGCAGAUUCGGAUUCUAAACUAUCUGAAUGUUUCUUGGAAUGCUUUAAACCAAAGCCUCCCUGUGGAAUUCGGAAACAUGAAGAGCUUAACAUCAGCAGAUUUCUCACACAACAACUUCUCCGGUUCAUUACCAACUUCAGGGCAAUUCUAUUACUUCAACAACACGUCAUUCCUCGGAAACCCUUUUCUCUGUGGAUGUUCUUCCAACCCUUGCAGCGGUUCCCAAAACCAGUCUCAGUCUCAGCUUCUUAACCAGAAAAACGCAAAUUCCCACGGCGAAAUCUCCGCAAGAUUCAAGCUGUUGUUCGGUUUAGGCCUGCUAGGGUUUUCCUUGGUGUUCGUGGUUUUAGCUGUGGUCAAGAGUCGGAGAAUGAGAAGGAACAGCUCGAAUAUAUGGAAGCUCAUAGGGUUUCAGAAGCUUGGUUUUAGAAGCGAACACAUUUUAGAAUGUGUCAAAGAGAACAAUGUGAUCGGUAAAGGCGGUGCAGGGAUUGUUUACAAAGGCUUGAUGCCAAACGGAGAAGAAGUUGCGGUCAAGAAGCUCUUAACCAUAAGCAAAGGAUCAUCUCACGACAACGGUUUAUCCGCAGAGAUUCAGACAUUAGGUCAAAUAAGACACAGAAACAUAGUGAGAUUGCUCGCUUUUUGUUCAAACAAAGACGUGAAUCUCCUUGUUUACGAGUAUAUGCCUAACGGUAGCCUCGGAGAAGUCUUGCAUGGGAAAGCUGGAGUGUUUUUGAAAUGGGAAACGCGGUUGCAAAUAGCGUUGGAAGCGGCUAAGGGACUGUGUUAUCUUCACCACGAUUGCUCGCCGCUUAUAAUCCACCGCGAUGUGAAGUCAAACAACAUCUUGUUGGGUCCUGAGUUUGAAGCUCAUGUUGCUGAUUUUGGUCUUGCUAAGUUUAUGAUGCAAGACAAUGGAGCUUCAGAGUGUAUGUCCUCCAUCGCUGGCUCAUACGGCUACAUCGCUCCAGAAUACGCAUAUACUCUAAGAAUAGACGAGAAGAGCGAUGUGUACAGCUUCGGAGUAGUGUUGUUGGAGCUGAUAACGGGUCGAAAACCGGUAGAUAAUUUUGGAGAAGAAGGGAUAGACAUUGUGCAAUGGUCAAAGAUUCAGACAAACUGUAAUAGACAAGGUGUGGUGAAGAUCAUUGAUCAGAGAUUGAGCAAUGUGCCAUUAGGAGAAGCCAUGGAACUGUUCUUUGUGGCGAUGCUAUGUGUUCAAGAACAUAGUGUUGAGAGACCGACCAUGAGAGAGGUUGUCCAGAUGAUCUCUCAAGCUAAACAGCCCAAUACUUUCUAA
Microthlaspi erraticum is the source of this 2991-nucleotide messenger RNA. NCBI's taxonomy places the organism in Eukaryota, Viridiplantae, Streptophyta, Magnoliopsida, Brassicales, Brassicaceae. The record is from the annotation of a GenBank genome assembly.